AUGCGCGGCCUCCCUGCGUUACGUUUAGACACAGCAACCAGCAACGGAGUUACCACUGCCACCACCCUCUCAUCUCACACCAUCCUCUCAUCCGCAGUCUCGCCUGCUACUCCCUCGCUGCGCGCCGAGCCGAGCAGCUUCUGCGGAGCGUUCGCGGAACCUUCGCUCGAAGUAGCCCCAUCCCCUUCUGUCGCCACCGGCGCCGCCGCUGGAGUGGCCUCUGCGUAUCUGUCUACCUCCACCGCAACCACCGCAAUCGCCACCACUACCACCUCACAGAUGCCUUCCCCUUUUCCCGGCUCGUUUCAAGCUUCCCUUGAAGCGUCCUAUUCGGCGUCCCUUCCGCUUACCGUGCCGCAUCUCGCGGCACCUCUCGACCUAAGCCCGCACGCGCACCGCCAGACGCGGUUCGCGGUGGCUCUGGCGGCGCAACUGUCGCUCUUCUCCGUGCUCGCGCUGCUGCAACCCGUCUCCGCGCUCGCCCUUGCGCAAUCCGCGCAGACAUCCUCCCGUCGUUCUUCCGCCUCCGCCAAUUCCACGCUCGCGCUCUUGCCCACGUGCCCCGCCACGUGGCACGAAACGGACGGAGCUGCUGCUGCAGUAAGCGAUUUGGACAAAUUUAAGCCGGCAAGAAGGCUGAGCAAGAGUUCGACGACUAAGGGCCUUGAGAAGCGGCGGGAUUCCCGCCGCCUAAUCAAAACGGCAAAAGCAGCGGGAGCGGCGGUUGCGGGGGAGGCGCUUGCGGACGGGGCUUUUGCCGACACGUUCGCGGCAUUGGCUGGGGACGAUUGGGUUCCGCAGAACGGUAACGGGGCGGAAGCAGCAACGGGAACGGGCGGGGGCUGUGGGGAGGGGUGCGCGGGGGGGAUGCUGCGGCGGGGAGGGGGGAGUGGCAGGCGUCGGCGACGUGCACGGCGACUGGGAUCAGACCCUGGCGGCGCUGCGCUCGGCGACGUGCACGGCGACUGGGAUCAGACCCUGGCGGCCCUGCGCGUGGCGGGCGUGCUGAACGAGAAGGACGGCGUGAGCGACGACGAGAUGUGGACGGGCGGAUCCACGGUGCUGGUCCAGGUGGGAGACGUGCUGGACCGUGGUGACGAUGAGAUUGCCAUUCUCUCAUUGCUCAGACACCUGGACCGGCUGGCACAGCGGGAAGGGGGAGGCGUACUCAUGCUGAACGGCAACCAUGAAACAAUGAAUGUAGCGGAGGAGUUUCGGUACGUGUCGGACGGGGGCUUCGAGGAGAGUGAGGACUUCUACUCCUUCUGCCUCUCCGAGUGCGGCGGCGACUGGGACAGCGCGUUCCGCGUGUGGUGGCAGGCGUCUCAGCAGCUGAAGGCGUCCAAGAGGCGACGGAGAGGGCCGUGGAACGGAUGGAACCCCAUUCAGGGCCAGCGGCAGGUGCGGGAGCGGCACGAGCUGUUUGAGGUGGGCGGGCCGAUGGCAGCUGAGCUGGCGCGGAACAAUGCUGCUCUCAUGGUCAACGACACCCUGUUUGCACACGGGGGCAUCCUGCCUCACCAUGUGGAAUACGGCCUGCCUCGCAUGAACCGGGAGCUGUCGCAGUGGAUGCGGGGCGAGGAGGUGUGGGGCGAGGGGGGGCGCACCCCGAUGCCGUUCAUCGUGACGAGGGGCUAUAACAGCGUCGUGUGGACUCGGCUGUAUUCUCAGGAAUACCUGGGGUCUGGCGAGGACAAGUACAAGAUCUGCACUGUGCUGGCUGCUUCGCUGGACGCAGUGGGGGCAAAGAGGCUUGUUGUGGGGCACACACCGCAAGUGGGCGGGGCUAACGGGGAGUGCGGGGGUAGAGUGUGGCGCAUCGACGUGGGCAUGUCAUCAGGCAUGCUCAACGCCCCACCCCAGGUCCUUCCCCUUCCUGUUGCCACCUCUACCCGCCCAUAG
This is a messenger RNA of Closterium sp. Naga37s-1, 1902 nucleotides long. The record is from the annotation of a GenBank genome assembly. Lineage: Eukaryota; Viridiplantae; Streptophyta; Zygnematophyceae; Desmidiales; Closteriaceae.